AUGGACUGGUCAUUCGUCCCUAAUGGAAGGAAAUUGUUACGGUACGGAUCGGGACUGGAAAACGACGUGUAUUCUGAAGGCCUGACUGAACGACCAGGAGGAGAACCCGUACCCGAUAAAAGGAGAGAGGACCAUGCCGACCAUCAUCAUGGAGAUGGCGCUGGCCCGAGUGUCCACGCAGUUCGCGAGCGCGCGAGGGCGAGCGAAGGGAAAGAACUAUAUGACGUGGAAACCGAGAAAGGCAGGAUUGAGCGGGCUGCUGCAAGCAAGCGACGACGAGGAGAUACAGGAUGUGCUUCCGGCAAAACAAGCGAUGACGAAAGGAACGAUGACGCGAGCGACGGGAAGAGCAACAAUGUGGUCAAUGGAAAGACCGAUGGUACGAACGACGGUGAAGAUGAGAACGAAGACGAGGACGAGGACGAGUAUGUCGACGAAAAUGGUUUCGGGAACGAAGACGAAGACGAAGGCAAGAACGAAGACGAAAGUGAAGAAGAGAAUGAAGACCAGAAUGAACACGAGAAUGAAGACGAGAACGAUGGCGAGAGCGAAGACGAGAACUUAGACCAGAAUGAAGAGGAAAGUGAGGACGAGAACAAAGACGAGGACGAAGACGAGAACGAAGUCAAGAAUGAAGACGAGAACGGAGACGAUAAUGAAGACGAGGAUGAAGGCGAGAGCGAGAACGAGAACGAAAACGAGAACGAAGGCGAGAGUGAAUAUCACGAGGACAAGGACGAGGCCAAGGACGAAGGAAGCGCGGCUGGGGGCGAGGGCGAAGAUUUGGAGGAGGGCGAUGGUGCGGGCGACGGGAAUGAGCCACAGCGAAGACGAACAUAG
This is a messenger RNA of Eufriesea mexicana, 840 nucleotides long. RefSeq lists its product as uncharacterized. Bases 1 to 840 code for a protein of 279 amino acids. The record is from RefSeq and is a predicted model, not a curated record. Lineage: Eukaryota; Metazoa; Arthropoda; Insecta; Hymenoptera; Apidae. The transcript has 2 exons.